AUGGCAGGUGUAUUUCCAGGCAAGUGCCAUGAACCGUGUGCGGUCUCUCAUGUCACUGGAUCGGUUUCUCGGGUUGCUAUAUCGGCUGUUCAGCAAGACUGGGAAACAUUUCUUUUGGUCGUAUCUAUUAUUGUAUCAUUUACAUUUGGAUCGUUUAUGGCUGGAUUUAUAGUGGGCGACAACCGAUUCAAACUUGGUGCCAAUUACGGAAUAACACUGUGUAUAGAAUCUGCUGCGUUGUUUACAUCGUUUAUGUUUUUGCGUCGAGAGUUGGUAUUGGGCGAAUGA
Batrachochytrium dendrobatidis JAM81 is the source of this 288-nucleotide messenger RNA. RefSeq lists its product as uncharacterized. NCBI's taxonomy places the organism in Eukaryota, Fungi, Chytridiomycota, Chytridiomycetes, Rhizophydiales. The record is from RefSeq and is a predicted model, not a curated record. Bases 1 to 288 code for a protein of 95 amino acids. The transcript has 2 exons.